Messenger RNA from Opisthorchis viverrini, 2288 nucleotides. RefSeq lists its product as hypothetical. The record is from RefSeq and is a predicted model, not a curated record. Lineage: Eukaryota; Metazoa; Platyhelminthes; Trematoda; Opisthorchiida; Opisthorchiidae. The transcript is spliced from 3 exons. The coding region runs from base 1 to 2166 and encodes 721 amino acids. Gene Ontology annotation, molecular function: nucleic acid binding; zinc ion binding.
AUGCUGUACAAUAUUCGCCAAUUCGAAUACAUACGUGCUGGUUGCCACUCUGCUGAAUUCUGGAUUUCUAGUUUGUCGGGUUGUACUGAUAUACGUACGAAACUUAAUUACCACAUUUUGGCGUCGCGAUUGGAACAAUUCAUCAUGCCUGCAGAAAUGGAACUAUUAGAUGUUAAUUCAACUGCACGUGACGUAGAGAAUUAUUUGGAACGAUUCGACAUAUGGUGCCUCACAAAAUCCGAUAUGGAUGAUAAGAAACUCACUGCAUAUUUCCUGCAUUUCGUUGGCAAGGAGGCGUAUACUUUAAUCAAGAAUUUAGUAUAUCCUGAAUCUCCAAUUGAUAUUUCUUACACUGCAUUGAAAAACAAAGUUCUUCAACACUUCAAACCGAUUAACUUCGUAGCAGCCGAAAGAGCUAAGUUCAAUAUGUUAGCCCGCUCUCAUUCUCAGUCGGUUCGUGAUUUCGUGUUACAGCUGCAGACACAGGCAGCCAAAUGUGACUAUGGUGCCCAACUGGAAGACCAGCUGCGUGAUAGACUCAUUGCUGGCAUUCAACUGCCCGAAUUACAGCAGAAGCUGUUACUCUGUCCGGAUCAGAAAUUUCAAACUAUUCGGAAAAUAUGUGAGCAGUAUGAAGAUGUGAAGCAUGUGACGAAGACUGAGGAAGCAGUCUUGUUAAAUUAUUCUAAAAGAAAUAAUUCAAGGAUGCGGACGAACAACAAAUUCAAACCUCGAACAGAUUCUCGUGCCUCAAAUCCAUCAACACGUCACUUCACAGAUCGUAACCCUAAUCCGAUGGCUCAAAAAUUCGGGAAAUGCGAGUCUUGUGGACGAAACCAUUCCAGAUAUUCAUGCCCCCACAGACGAGCCAAGUGUUUUAGCUGCGGUAAAACAGGACACAUUCAACUUGUCUGCAGACGUGUGGAUGACGAAGUAGAUCCGUUGGAGACCGCCAGCAUAGUUAGCAUCGCAAGUGAUGGCAGCGAAACGUUUACACAUUCUUCUACGGAUGUUGAGGAUAUCGCCGCAAUACAGUCUGUCAUUGAGCGUGUUAAUGUCGCCAGCGAAUCCCUAAUCGAGAAGCGUCCAGAGGUGCGCAUUAAGGGACUGACCUAUCUACUGGAUGCCUUUCGUAUGCACUACUUAUGUCUGGAUGAGUCGUGGAACUAUUCGGACACAUUUUUCAGUGGAAUCGAAAACGUGUUGAAGAAGGGGAAGGCACAAGAUCAAACUUUAGCUGCGGAAUGCUUGGCUGUAUUCGCCUUUCAGUUUGAUUCACAGAAUAUUGUUGAAUGCUACGCCAGGUUCUUGCCCGUUUUGGAUACUGCUCUUAGAGACGUCACUGCUCCUUGCGCAUUUCGUGCAGCAUGUUCAGUCGCGUUAGCUGUGUUUCAUUUUCUAACCGGUCAUUGUGAGUUUGUUGCCCCCAAAGACUUGAUGAAAUCAUUGGAAUCAGUCUUCAGAGGUUCUUGUUUGAAGGGAGACGGGAAAGCGCCGGUUCUGGACCCAACAGUAAGCGCUUUUCAUGUAUCAGCACUUCGAUCUUGGGGCUUAUUGUACACUUUACUCACAUCCUAUGAUGCUGGUCCGGUGGGAACCGCUCUACUUCCUGUUGUUAUAAGCCUCCUUCAGUGCGCGAAUGUUGACAUGCGAAUAAUGGCUGGUGAAAUAGCUGCCCUCAUCUAUGAACGAAUACGCGCCGAAGUUGACGAACGGUUCAAAGGCCCCUAUUACACAGACCUAGUAAGGCUACUUAAUGAACUCGCGACAGACGGUACGAAAUCGCGCUCAAAAGUAGACCGCAAACGACAGAGGCAGUCAUUUCGUGAACUGGUGGAUACGGUCACUCAUCUAGGUACAGCCGAAACAACCGUAAAUUUCGGCUCCGAAGUGUUGGUUUUGACUUCCUGUACCGAACACUUUUACUACGAUUUGUUGUGUUGCUUACUGAAGGGCGGAAUGACUCGGCAUCUUCAGGAGAACUUCCAAGUGCGGGAUUUAUUCGAUCUCGGCUUGCCGGUCGUUGUCUCACACAGUCCGCUUGAUCGACGCGCAUUGAGGGAUCAACGACGGCUAGCUAAUCUUUUUGCCUGCAAACUGCGAACGCAGAAACGUGGUUCUCAUCGUGAUCGACGCAGCAACGUCGUGCAUCAAGGUGACUACUAACUAGUCUCUACUUUUCCAGUAAAUUGCCUUGCACAACUCCAUUGAAUUCUUUAAAUGAUACCCCAAUGCGUAUUUUUGUCUUGUAUUAUACUUGUAGAAUGUAUAUCCAAUAUUUUCGUUCU